UAACCACAUAAACACAUACACACUUCUAAAUAAAUUACCUAUCAAAUAAUCCCAAUGGCAGCAUCCAUGACCAUGACCACCUCCUUCUUUGGUGGUGCCGUCGCCACCAAGCCCGUCACAGCCACCACCCCUCACAGCCAGCUGGCGGUGAGGGCCUCGAUGGACUUGGAGAAGGCGGUGGCGGCAGAGACCACCAACACGAGGCGGGGCCUCGUGUUGGCUGGCAUGGCCGCAGUAGCAGCAUCGUCCGUCACAAAAGCCGCUAUGGCCGCCGACCUGCAGAAAGGCGGCGGGUGGACGCCGGCCAAGGAUCCAAGCGCACCGGAGUAUUUUCAACUGGCGACAUUCGCGGUGUCAGAAGCAAACAAACGGAUUAAUGAGGCCUUGACUCUGGAGUCUGUGUCAAGGGCUGAGACGCAAGUGGUGGCUGGUGUGAAUUACAGGCUGAUUCUCUCCGCGAGGGAUCAACGCCCCGUCACCAACAACUACGAGGCCAUUGUUUUCUCUCAGGCCGCGCCGACAUCCCUUCAGCUCACUUCCUUCAACCCACUUCUUAAGUAGAUUUCCCUCAUAAGGUGCCGGCAGAGUCCUAAAAUGCAACAGAAUGCUCAAGUUUAUCAAUAUUAAGAGUGUGAAAAAACUAUCUCCAGUGUUUAGCACUUCAACCCACUUCUUAAAUGAGGCCUUUUAUUGUAAUACAAUUAUUCCCACAAUAUAAUCAAUAAAUGAUAUUCCCCUCUUUUCUCUCA
Molecule: messenger RNA, 749 nt
Organism: Salvia hispanica
Lineage: Eukaryota; Viridiplantae; Streptophyta; Magnoliopsida; Lamiales; Lamiaceae
Product: cysteine proteinase inhibitor 1-like
Molecular function (GO): cysteine-type endopeptidase inhibitor activity
Source: RefSeq, a predicted model, not a curated record